AUGAAUAACCCCUCCCCCCAGGCCCCAGCGGGAGAAGCCUCCACAUCUGUCUGCCGGCCCAAGACGUCCAUGGCCUCCGGGUCCCGCCGCCAACGCCGAGAGCGUCGCUUCCGUCGUUACUUGUCCGCGGGGCGGCUGGUCCGGGCCCAGGCCCUCCUCCAGCGACACCCAGGCCUCGAUGUCGACGCCGGGCAGCCCCCACCCCUGCACCGGGCCUGUGCCCGCCACGACGCCCCGGCGCUGUGCUUGCUGCUCCGGCUGGGGGCGGACCCUGCCCACCAGGACCGCCACGGGGACACGGCGCUGCACGCCGCUGCGCGCCAGGGCCCGGACGCCUACACGGACUUCUUCCUGCCACUACUGAGUCGCUGCCCCUCUGCCAUGGGAAUAAAGAAUAAGGAUGGGGAGACCCCUGGGCAAAUUCUGGGCUGGGGACCCCCCUGGGAUUCUGCUGAAGAGGAAGAAGAAGACGAGGCCUCUAAGGAGAGGGAAUGGAGGCAGAAGCUGCAGGGAGAGCUGGAGGAGGAGUGGCAGGAGGUGAUUGGGAGGUUUGAAGAUGACGCUUCCCAUGAGACCCAGGAACCUGAGUCCUUCUCAGCCUGGUCAGAUCGCCUGGCCCAGGAACACGCCCAGAAGCACCAGCAGCAGCACGAGACACAGGGAGCCUGCCGACCCCCACGGGCCGAGGGUUCCAAUCACAGCUGGCAACAGCAGGAGGAGGAGCAGCGGCUCUUCCGAGAGCGAGCCCGGGCCAAGGAGGAAGAACUGCGUGAGAGCCGAGCCCAGAGGGCCCAGGAGGCUCGUGGGGACCGAGGGCCAGAGCCAGCCAGGGCUGGGCCCAGCGCAGAGCACCCACGAGGAGCAGGGAGAGGCAGCCUCUGGCGCUUUGGUGAUGUGCCCUGGCCGUGCCCUGGGGGAGGGGACCCAGAGGCCAUGGCAGCAGCCCUGGUGGCCAGGGGCCCCCCCUUGGAGGAGCAGGGGGCUCUGAGGAGGUACUUAAGGGUCCAGCAGGUCCGCUGGCACCCUGACCGCUUUCUGCAGCGAUUCCGAAGCCAGAUUGAGACCUGGGAGCUGGGCCGCGUGAUGGGGGCCGUGACGGCCCUUUCUCAAGCCCUGAAUCGCCAUGCGGAGGCCCUCAAGUGA
This is a messenger RNA of Canis lupus familiaris (dog), 1143 nucleotides long. It is a transcript of the gene NFKBIL1, whose product is annotated as NFKB inhibitor like 1. Gene Ontology annotation, molecular function: protein binding. The record is from RefSeq and is marked provisional. Gene Ontology annotation, biological process: negative regulation of toll-like receptor signaling pathway; canonical NF-kappaB signal transduction. Lineage: Eukaryota; Metazoa; Chordata; Mammalia; Carnivora; Canidae. Gene Ontology annotation, cellular component: nucleus.